AUUUCUUUUAAGAAGAAAAGCAAAGUUUAAUUUUCUUGCUUUUUAUCUCUCUCACGCUCUGUCGAGUGAUUCUUUCUUUCAAAUUGCUUCCAACCUCCAACCUCUACAACUUCCUCUCUAUCUCUACAAGAAAUUCGCCAAAUUCUUCAAUCAUUAGCUAUGCAGUCUCAGACUCGGACGGUUCAAGUCAAGCACGUUUCGAAUCUAGCUACUGAGAGGGAGAUAAACGAGUUCUUCUCCUUCUCUGGACAAAUUGAACGCAUUGAGAUUCAAUGUGAACAAGGGGAUUCCAGGACUGCGUUCGUCACAUUUAGAGAUCCCAAAGCUCUUGAAAUUGCCUUGCUAUUAUCGGGAGCGACAAUUGUAGAUCAGAUUGUGAGCAUAUCUCCUGUUGAAAAUCAUGUACCAAGAAGAGAAAUGCAGGAUUCUGGAAGCCAGUCUAGCAGUGGAAAAAUGUAUGUUAAUAGAGCGCAAGAAGUAGUUGCAAAUGUGCUUGCUAAGGGUUCAGCAAUCGGACAAGAUGCCAUGAACAAAGCAAAGGCAUUUGACGAAAAGCAUCAGCUAACAGCUAAUGCAUCUGCAAAGGUAUUGUCCUUUGACAGAAGAGUUGGGCUGACAGAGAAAUUGACGGUUGGGAUAUCAGUGGUUAACGAGAAAGUCAAGUCUGUCGAUCAAAAUCUUCACGUUUCAGAUAAAACAAGGGCUGCAAUCUUUGCAGCUGAGAGGAAACUCAAUGACACAGGAUCUGCUGUUAAAACAAGCAAGUAUGUGACAGCAAGUGCUGCUUGGCUAAAUGGUGCUUUUGGCAAGAUCGCAAAAGCAGGGCAGGCAGCGGGAACAAAAACUAGAGAGAAAUUCCAUUUGGCCAUGUCAAACUUAACUUCAAAGGUUAGCUUUCCCAAACAUGUGCAGUAAGUGCUCACAAAGGAAUCCCCUGUUGUUGCCUCAUCUUGAAAGCUUAGGCUUCAAGAAACUCAAUUGGCUUUGGCUGCUUCUAUUUGUACUCUGUUUCUUUUCAUUCUAUUUCUUCAGAUUAUUUUCUCUUCAGGACUUUGCUCUAUUAUUAUUAUUACUAUUUGUAUUUUUUUUUAUUCAUAUUCUUUAACUAAACUAUAAGGGUGUUUGGCUGAUGAGAAUUUUGUAUUUGUAAGAUUGGUCAUGGAAGUGUAAAGAAAAUCCAAUUAUUAUUUAUCUUAUACUCUUAUUAUUUA
Molecule: messenger RNA, 1211 nt
Organism: Cucumis sativus (cucumber)
Lineage: Eukaryota; Viridiplantae; Streptophyta; Magnoliopsida; Cucurbitales; Cucurbitaceae
Product: binding partner of ACD11 1
Exons: 8
Coding region: 160-915 (251 amino acids)
Molecular function (GO): RNA binding
Source: RefSeq, a predicted model, not a curated record